AUGUACACCAACUUCUUCACCAUCCUCACUAUGCUAGCGGGUGUGGUCAGUGCCCUCCCGGCGGACAGCGAAAACACCAAGCAGCUAUACCGCCGUGACCCAAGCGAUCAGUCUGGAAACUCGCGUUUCAUCUAUCAGUGCGAGGAGACUAUCAUCCCCAGCCCUGGUGGUGGCGGCGGUGCUGGAGAAGGCGGCUAUGGGUUCUUCUCUGAUAGAUUCAGCUUUAUUGACCGCGAUGGUGCCAAGGUCGUGCCCGAUGCUUGCGAGUACACAGAUUCGGGCCAUUUCUGCACCAACUGUAUCUUCAACAGCAAGUACCUCUCCUCGCCAACUAAUGCGACUGAAGACCCAACUGACAAGGAGACACAGUGCUACAAUCCUCCCGCAGGCAUGUACCAGGGAUGCAGUUUGAGCUUCCAGUACAAUAAUUAUCCUUAUGAUACGCAGGAGGGGCAGGAUAAGUGUGGACACCAGGUCUCGUACCCUGGAUUCUCAGACAUUGGGAAGGCUAUUUGCUACUUCGACGAUGGCUGGAGCGGUUAA
Diaporthe citri is the source of this 543-nucleotide messenger RNA. RefSeq lists its product as uncharacterized. Bases 1 to 543 code for a protein of 180 amino acids. Lineage: Eukaryota; Fungi; Ascomycota; Sordariomycetes; Diaporthales; Diaporthaceae. The transcript has 3 exons. The record is from RefSeq and is a predicted model, not a curated record.